GGUGUCAAAUUUGCAAUAGACGUCUCAGUGCGUUCCAUGGUGUCGCUUUUCGUUUUAAAAAGAAAAACAGAAUAGUCCGUUACUGCGCUGACUAGGCUGAUGCAGCAAUUUUUUCAUUUCAAUCAACCGCGGCAGCUGACCAAGAAACGGCUGGAAUAGGCGCUGAGACUUGUGUUAUUUUAAUUAUCAGCUGUAUCAGUAACAGCACAAAUAAUCGGUAGUAGCCACCCAAGUUCAGUUAAAACGGUACCAAAAAUCAUAAAACAACAGCAAAACAGCAAAGCAAGAUAACCAUAGAAGAAAGACGAGGACGACGAGAGAACAAAACAGCAAGAAUGGCCAAAUUAGCAACGGCUGUUGAAACUGGAAAAUGUGAAAUAUUCUGUAACAAAAUUAGUAACAAGUUAUAAUGUUAAGGGAAACAGCCAUAGAAGAAAAAAAACGGUGUAACGAAAUAAACAGAUACAUUAAUUAUAGCAGCAGUAGCAGCUGCAAGGAAGUGCAAGAAGGUGCAUAAUAACUAUAUCAACAAUAAACAAAGAAUAUAAUUAGCAACGGCAGAAAUACGUCGGCAGUAGCUAUACCAGCAGCAGCUGCAGCAACAAGAGUUAACACAGCAACUUGUGAUAACAACAAUAUCAACGGAAACAUAAAUAGCUAAAAAAUAAUAAUAAUAAUAAUAAACGGGGCAUGUUAGCAACAUCGACAACAUCGCAACAUCGAUAACAUCGCAACAUCGAUAAGAUCGCAACAUCGAUAAGAUCGCAGCAUCGAUAAGAUCGCAACAACGAUAACAUCGCAACGGUAACAACAUCAACACCAAAAAAAUAAUCAGCAAUAUCGUUUUAACAGUAGUACCAAAAGCAAUAGUAAAAGUUACAAUGGUAACGUUAGAUAUAUAACAUUAUCAACAUUGUGGGCAACGACAUCUGCAGCAAUACUAGCAACAAUAGAAACAUUAUCUUAACAACAGCAUUAUCAAAAGCUAAAUUAGCACAAACAAAAUCUCAUCGACUACAGUAGCAAAAACUGCACCAUUAGUUACAUAUUUAAACAGUAACGUUAUCAAUAGCCAUAUUAUCUACUGACAGAAAUUCAACCAGUGUGGUAUUAACAACAACAAUACCAACACAUAUAACACAUCCUGUAGAGAAAAAAUAGCAGCAACAAUGGCGCGGCAGCCUGACGUGCCGAUCGAAUCAUGCUGUCACCCGACAGACAGUAGUCUUAAAACUCAUUUUGCUGAAGUUCCUGAUCCGGAAUGUGAAUGGUAUGGCAGAGCCAAUUUGAUGGAAGUAAAUUAUGAUGACACCAACAUAGACCCGCUGACACUAGAGUGUGUCUUGCGUGACAAGGGUGAAUACGAGACUCUAGAUAUGUACAUAGCUGAAGCGGCUGCCCAACAAGAACAACAGCGACAAGAAGAUCGUGUGAAAGAAGCCGAAAUAGAUAUUGUCCAUCCGAUUGUUUGGACGGAAACACCCAGUCACGAUGCCCUGACCAACUUCAAACUGAAACUGUUGCUCACCUUACGAAAAAUCCUCGUCGGAGAAAUUUCAUGCACAGAGUUUCACGCUAUCAGUGCUCUACUGAAUCUCACCGAGGUGAGAGAGUUACUGGAAAAGCAAGCGAAAUCAAAAGAUGUAAUAUUGGAUUCGGGGGCAAUCAAGACUAUCUACGAGUUCGUGAAUGAAGUGAUACCGCCAACACGAGAAUUCAUGGCAAAUUUAACGGAAGCCAUCGAGCGAGACUUAUCAGAUCCUAUCAUGUGUCCUCCCUAUGACAAGCUCAUUCCUGAACUUCCCAAAUUUGACGAAUACAUGAAGAACAUGAUUACAAUCAAGGCACAUAUUGAAAACAACGGUGGCGUAGAACAAGUCGACAACAUGCUGAAUCUGCUUGUACUAAAACCUACUGAACUGUUCUCAGUGAUGCUGCAGCAUCCAGAAUGGCUGCGUUACAGAGUGUACUACGAAGUAAGGGAAUUGAUCAAGUAUACACCACAGCAUCACGAAGAUAAUUCCAGUCUGAGGAAGGUUCUAGAUUACCUGAAACCGACAGACAAUAUCACGAGAAUGCCUAAUUAUGUACGUAAUUUUUCACAUCUCUUAGUAGCAAUCCAAAAUACGACACGCUAG
This is a messenger RNA of Octopus bimaculoides (California two-spot octopus), 2138 nucleotides long. Its product is annotated as active breakpoint cluster region-related protein. The record is from RefSeq and is a predicted model, not a curated record. Gene Ontology annotation, molecular function: GTPase activator activity. Lineage: Eukaryota; Metazoa; Mollusca; Cephalopoda; Octopoda; Octopodidae. Gene Ontology annotation, cellular component: membrane. Gene Ontology annotation, biological process: positive regulation of GTPase activity; signal transduction.